UUAAGACAUGUGAUACUUUACAGAGGAGGGAUGUAUUGAAACAGACUACUGCUACUUACAGCACCAGCACCGUAUAGCAGCCCUGCUCCUACAUUUUGCUGCCUUACUCUGCCCUGACUGCACAGGACUGGGGAUGGUCCGUCAUUAACUGUAAACUGAUUCUCAUCAGGAUCACUUCAAAGGUCUCAUCAGACAGAGGUGACGCCAGGAGAUGAUUUAAAGGUGAAAAUGACAAGGUUUCUACCCCUCAAACCUUGGCUCCUUUUCUGACAAUACAGUCUGAAUGAACCCGAUGUCUUCUUUACAGUGGAAAUAGCAUUGGAAGAGAAAAACAUAUUUUUUAAUCCUGAUAAGAAGAUUAUUGGGAAGAUCUUUAAAAAAAAAAAAAAAAAAAAAAAACCUCCAAUUGUGCACAGAUGGAUUUUAGAAAGUGUUAGAGCUUUCCAAUGAACACUAAUAGAGUACUCUGCUCUUGGCUGGAUUUUUCAGAGAAUGGCAAUGGUCUCUGCGAUGUCCUGGGUCCUGUAUUUGUGGAUAAGUGCUUGUGCCCUGCUCCUCUGCCAUGGAUCCCUUCAGCACACUUUCCAGCAGCACCACCUGCACAGACCAGGAGGGACAUGUGAAGUGAUCGCUGCGCACAGAUGUUGUAAUAAGAAUCGCAUUGAGGAGCGGUCACAAACAGUCAAGUGUUCCUGUCUACCUGGAAAAGUAGCUGGCACAACAAGAAACAGACCUUCCUGUGUCGAUGCUUCCAUAGUGAUUGGCAAAUGGUGGUGUGAGAUGGAGCCUUGUCUAGAAGGAGAAGAGUGUAAGACAUUACCUGAUAAUUCCGGAUGGAUGUGCGCUACAGGCAAUAAAAUCAAGACCACAAGAAUCCACCCAAGAACCUAAUGGAAGCAUUUGUUAUAGAAGCAAAGGAAAACCACCUCUGCGGAAAACACAUUUUAAGAAUUUAAAACAUCUUAUACGUUACAAGCCAAAUGGAUUUCUUAUUUGCACUUUGACUGGUUAACAGAUAAUCACAGUGCUUUUACUGUGUGUCACGAAGUAUUCUAUAGUGAGAAGACCCCACGCUUUUGGCAACACCAUGGGAAGUGGGUUUAAAAAAAAAAAGGGUUUUCUCAAUGAAAAUUUUUGGGAUUACGAAGAACGAUCAACUAUCUUCUAAUUUGGAUCUAUAGUUCCUUUGUACCAUUUUAAAUAUAUGUAUAUAUAUAAUAUUUUGAAAUAUUAUAUAUUCUCUUCAAGAAAUGAACAAUACCACAGUUUGAGACGGCUGGUGUACCUCUUUGAGUUUGGAUAUUUUGUUUUGUUUUGUCGCAAUUUCUUUUUUGAUUGGCAAGGAAGAAGACAUGUGCCCUUUUGAAAUUUCAGCAUGGUACUCACAGUGGAAGGCCAGCUACAGGUGGACUCCUGGAAUCUGAGGCAUCAUAACAAUACUGAAUUGAGAGCUUCCUUCUGUUUCUACCAGAUGGCCCAAGGAAGCACAUUGUCCUGUUUUAUUGCUUUCUACCCUGUGCAAUAUUAGCAUGCAAGCUUGGCUUACAUAACCAUACUUUAUAUUCAAUUGAUAUAUAAUAACCAUUCUAACCUCUUCCAGGAAAGUAUUUUUAGAACUACUAGCUUUUCCACAGAUAAGACAAUGAGGAUUCUUGAGGAAGCUACUCCACCAUGCUAUUAAGACUCUGGCAAAAUUAUGGUAGAAUAUGGAUCCCUGUAUUAAUAAGUUCUGUAAAUACGAUGUCUUAAGGCUUUGUAUAGCUGUCCUAGACUGCAGAAAUGUCCUCCGAUUAAAUCCAAAGUCUGGCGUCAUUAAGUACAUAGUGCUGUAGCAACAAGUCUUAUCAUGGCACCUCUUUCUAUGUUUGAUUUGCUUUUUCCAAGAGGAUUCAGAUCUCUUCUGGUGAGACAGGAAGACCAUUAAAGCAAUUAAAUUCCAGAAUGAUCUAUGUGACCAAAUGCUGGACAGCCCUAUUAAAGUGGUAAAUAACUUCUUUCUAAAA
Molecule: messenger RNA, 2003 nt
Organism: Mustela lutreola (European mink)
Lineage: Eukaryota; Metazoa; Chordata; Mammalia; Carnivora; Mustelidae
Gene: TAFA1
Product: TAFA chemokine like family member 1
Exons: 5
Coding region: 493-891 (132 amino acids)
Biological process (GO): neuroblast differentiation; positive regulation of microglial cell activation; negative regulation of microglial cell activation
Molecular function (GO): receptor ligand activity
Source: RefSeq, a predicted model, not a curated record